UUCGGAAAGGGCCUCAUCCGGUCGGCAGUUGCUUGAUCAUCCCAUCCCAUCUUACCAUACCCUAUCGUUUAUCGACAAUCCGAUCAUCUGGAAAGCACUUCUGAAACGCCAUCGCAUCAAGAAGAGGUUAAUUUACGGUACCUUUGACCGCAAAAUCCAGUACUUGAAAUGUCCAGCCCGUUCCCCUCCCUGCCCGAUCGGUCUUCCCCACCACCCUCGGCCCUCUCUAACUCGAACCCCAUGUCCGUCCCCAGUAGCUCGACGGGAAACCGAGUCGAGCUAGAUCCAUUCGCUCCUCUGCCUUUGCACCGCGACUCAAAGAAGAUAGAGGACGACGAUGAGGGCGAAGACGAUCAGGUAUAUCGUAAACAGAAUUCGGACCUAGAUCUGGAUUUAGGAGCCCCUCCUGCGUUCCACCAAACGACGCCCAACGGGCGAGGCGUCGGAAUCGUCAAUGGAAACGGGGGUGGUUACGGAAAUGGAACCGGGAAUGAAGUUGGAAAUGUUGAUGGAGAAUACGAUCAUGGAUAUGGAAGACCUUCCGACUCUCAAGAACAAGACUAUGCAGGACAGGUGGGCGGUAGUUGGCAGCCUACACAGACGCAGUGCAGUCCGCCCGUACAAGAUAGUCAGGAGCUUCCUAGUACUUUCGUGAAUCCGAAGUCCAAGUACUGGGCCAUCUUCACCCCCCUCUCACCGUCGGUGCCAGAACUGAAACUCUACUGGGACGCACCCCUUCCGGACCUUUCGUAUCACUACCCGAACUCGUCACAGAACCAGCUCUCUCGACCGCUAGGAGCCGAUGGAAAGGUGAGGAUAGGAAGAGGUCCGGCUCCGAAAUGGAACGAUCUAGCACUGGGAGCCAAGAGGAUCUCGAACAAGCAUUGCGUGAUAUAUCGGUUAGACGAUCCGGCGGAUUUGGGGAGGGACAGUGAGAUUGAUCUAGGGACCGGAGUCGAGCGAACGGACCAGGGCGGAUCAGGGUCGGACGGGAAAGGACCCGACAACGUCCUUGCCAUCAACCCUUAUCAACCACCUUCGAACGAACCGAUCGUCAUCAUACAAGACCUAGGCUCUUCCAACGGGACCUUUGUCAACUCGCAACGGAUCACCAAGAAACACGUCCUCAGGCACGGAGACGAGGUGUCGUUAGGGUCCGUGGGACCGGUCCCGCAGAUGAACCAUGAUGUCAGGUGGAUCUACAAGAGCGUGGGUCGACAGGGAGUCGGGGACGAGGGCAGGGUGGGAGAAAUCUUUGAGAGGUUUGUCUUCCUGGAAACGCUAGGAUCGGGUGCGUUUGCAGAGGUGAAAAAGGCUGCAGAGAUCGAUACCGGUCGGAUAGUCGCCAUCAAGUGCAUCACCAAGCACAAAUUUGCACAGAACCCCAAGACGCUCCAAUUGUUCGAGAGGGAGAUCUCGAUCUUGCAGAGUUUACAGCAUCCUAAUAUCUGUUCGUUUAUUGCCGUUGUGACGGAUCCUCAGCAUCUGUACCUGGUACUGGAAUAUGUCAGCGGCGGAGAUUUGCUGGAUUACAUCUUGAAGAAGGCGAGAAACCCAGGUCCGGGUCUACCGGAAUCGGAGGCGAUCUCGAUGACCAGACAGAUCUGUCAGGGCAUGUCUUACAUCCAUUCCAUGGGUGUCGCACAUCGCGAUCUGAAACCGGAAAACAUCUUGCUCGAUACAAUCCACCUGACCGAUGGGCUUCCGACAGCGAAAAUCGCCGAUUUCGGGUUGGCCAAGAUGGUUGUGGAAGGGACUGCUCUACGAUCACUGGUCGGUACACCGCAGUAUCUGGCUCCAGAGAUCGUUUGUCAGUCGGCGGCAAAGCCAGGAUACGAAUUUGUGGUGGAUUCAUGGUCAACUGGUGUCAUCAUCUAUGGCAUGUUGACGAAUAACAUGCCUUUCGACGAGGACCCAGAGGAACCGGUACACAUCCGGAUACGAAAAAGACUGGAUCAUGCGUUCGAUUCCGAUCUUCUCUUCGAUAUCGGUAUAAGCGAAGCGGGAAUCGACUUUAUCUCCCGGCUUCUCGAACGAGACCCUGCCGAGAGGAUGACGCUCACAGACGCACUGCGUCACGAAUGGAUCCUACCGCCUGGUGCUCGCCUGCCACAAGGCAACUACGACAACGACGACCGAUGGACGCGCGACUCGACCGCUGGACUGGUCGAUACCCCUCGACUCGAUCGAUUCGAAAGCAGCAUGCAGUCGACUGAUGACUUCAGUCAGCCGAUGCGAGGGCUGAACCUGCAGACGCCCGGUCGAUUGGCUCAAAACCGACGCAACUUUUUCUCGUUGGAUAGCAGUCAGGGGCAGUUGGCGGGGCAGUCUUCAGUAUUCGACGACCACGAAGAUGCGGUACAGGUCCCACGGGAUAUGUACGAUUCACAACAAAUGGAUUGCGAAGAGGAUGGUGCGCAGUCGGGGUCCGCUCGAGAAGCGGUGUCUCCUGUUGUUCCAUCAGUGGCACACAGCGACAGGGACGCUCAACGUCCCCGUACAGAUAUGCCAGCCUCUGUUCCAGACACACAGGCAAGGUCACAAGCUGCCGGAGCGAUCGUCGCCAGUGAACAAGGGGCAUCCCAGUUCCCCAAUUCGAUACCCGAUACGCAGGGCAAUGUUACCAGCUCGGCCGCUCAGGCAACAGGCGAACAAAUUGAAUAUGUUGGGCGAACAUCAAGCGGGCAGAUGGAUGUCGAGGUGGAAUUGCCUGGUCCGGAUGUCGAACCGGAAGAGCACGAACGCUUGUGCGGCGAUGGUGACGCCGACGACCAGGACAGGAAACGAAGAGAAAGCUCCUCCCCUUUGUCGUCCUGCCCGCCAUCACAAGAUCCAUUGGCUUUGGUUCCGGCAGAGCCACAAAACGGCAAGACGUCGAAACGCAAACAAGCGGACCAUCUGAUGAUCAAGACCGAUACUCCACCCGCUGUCGUUGCAAACCGUGACGAGGCUGUCACUCCAGAUACACCGGGAGUUGCCACCUCGACAACCACGAACGGACGUGCGCUGCGCUCGAGGAUGACCAGCCAUCAGCCUUCGAAACAAAAGGCGGAAGAGAUGGAAUCCCCUCGACCGAAGAAACGGGCUGCGACGAUAGGGACCCGGAGUCAGGUCGCAGCACCGGUGGUAGACGAUGUGAAAGCUUCCGAGAGUGGCUCGACUCGGACGAGGAGUUCGGCGAGAUUAAGAAAGAGGUAGUACUGCUGUGAGGUGGGAACGACAUGGGAUAUGAAUCUCUCGCAGGACUCUGGAGACCCAGCCAGAUGCAUGACAUAACGACUGGAAGAUCCGUCUCGCCCGCGAGC
This is a messenger RNA of Filobasidium floriforme, 3305 nucleotides long. RefSeq lists its product as uncharacterized. The transcript has 14 exons. The record is from RefSeq and is a predicted model, not a curated record. NCBI's taxonomy places the organism in Eukaryota, Fungi, Basidiomycota, Tremellomycetes, Filobasidiales, Filobasidiaceae. The coding region runs from base 169 to 3198 and encodes 1009 amino acids. Gene Ontology annotation, biological process: regulation of cytokinesis; protein phosphorylation; mitotic spindle organization. Gene Ontology annotation, cellular component: chromosome passenger complex; spindle pole centrosome; spindle microtubule. Gene Ontology annotation, molecular function: protein binding; protein kinase activity; ATP binding.